AUGGCCAACAUUCUUGCUUUCCUCACUGUGUUUACCGCGACCGUGAACCAAACCGACGACCGCCAGCUCCAAACGGCCUCAUAUUUUUGCUGGAAGGCAACGCGGACACGCGGUGUUGGUCGUGUGCCGGAAUCGUGCGCCGCCGGACAAAAGCGCCUGGGUCUGCUGUGCUAUGACAGUCUGCUGUGCUAUGACAAGUGUCCAGUGGGCACGACCCGCAAAGGCCUCGACUGCCACUCGAUCUGCCCCGCUGGGCUCGCCGACCAAGGACUGUUUUGCCGCAACAGUGAAUACGGCCUGGGGGUUGGGUACCCAUGGAAGUUUGGCGACUCGCUCAACGACAGCGGCAUGUUCCAACGCUGCCAAAUGGACCACGGGCAGGACAAGUGCGAAAAAUGGGGGUUGGUUGUGUGCCCCAAGUGCUUGCCAGGCUACACUUUGGUUGGUUGA
Aphanomyces astaci is the source of this 450-nucleotide messenger RNA. RefSeq lists its product as hypothetical. The transcript has a single exon. Lineage: Eukaryota; Oomycota; Saprolegniomycetes; Saprolegniales; Verrucalvaceae. The coding region runs from base 1 to 450 and encodes 149 amino acids. The record is from RefSeq and is a predicted model, not a curated record.